CCAUUAAAUGGGUUGGGUUAGCUAUACCACCACUUAAUAAACAUGUGUUAUUUUUCUGGUGACUUAGCUUCUACCCUCAUCAUAGAAUUCCAUCUAUAUAAACCACCUUAAUUCUCUUUUUUCUCUAUUUACCCUUUGAUUUCUUUCUUUCAAUCCUUUGUUGCAUCUAACACUUGAAGUUGGAUUUAUGGUAAAAAAAAAUUGGAGGGUAGAAUAAAGCUAGAAGAGAUGAAAGAGAAGAGGCGUGAAAAUAUGGGAUUCGAUGCGAUGAAACUUGAGAAGUUAAAGAACAAGAUGAUAGCUCAAUCGAGGAUAGCUCGAACGAAAAUGUGGAUGAUUCGGUUGAUGAGCAUGGUGUUGAUAUGGAGUUGUGCCAUGCAGUUGAUCACUUUCAACAAGAAAUGGGAGCCUAAGGUCUUCAGUUGCUUGUCUUCUGCAGAUAAAUCUUCAUCCGAAAUCCAAAACAGAAGAUUGUACGAGAACAAUGGAUUUCUAAUGGUUUCCACUAAUGGAGGAUUGAAUCAAAUGCGAGCAGGGAUCUGCGAUAUGGUCACAAUAGCAAGAUACUUAAACAUCACACUUAUAGUCCCUGAACUAGACAAGAUCUCUUUUUGGAAAGAUCAAAGUGAAUUCCAUGACAUAUUUGAUGUGCACUAUUUUAUAAAUUCUCUAAGAGAUGAGGUACAAAUAUUAAGAGAGUUGCCUUCAAAUAUGAAGAAAGAGAUGGAUUCCGGAAAAGUCUUCUCAAUGGCCCCCAUCAGUUGGUCCGACAUGACAUACUACUACGAUACUGUUCUUCCUGGAAUAAAAAAGCAGAAAGUAGUCCACUUCAACAAGUCUGAUUGUCGCCUAGCCAACAAUGGAUUACCAAUUGAUGUACAAAAAUUUAGGUGCAGGGUGAACUAUCAAUCUCUUAAGUUUACACCUGCCAUUGAAAAGUUAGGCAAACGGAUUAUCGAUAUAUUGAAGAGGAAUGGUCCUUUUUUGGCUUUACAUUUGAGGUAUGAGAUGGACAUGUUAGCCUUCUCAGGAUGUAUACAAGGUUGUGACGCUCGUCAAGUCAAGGAAUUGACUGCCAUGAGAUAUGCCUAUCCCUGGUGGAAAGAGAAGGUUAUAAAUGCAACAGAGAAGAGAAAUAGGGGUGAGUGUCCAUUAACCCCUGAAGAAACUUCCCUCACUUUGAAAGCAUUAGGUAUUGAUGGAAACAUUCAAGUUUAUAUUGCUGCUGGCCAUAUUUACGGUGGUGAAAGCAGAUUGGCACCUCUUGCUGCUUAUUUCCCUAAUUUGGUGAAAAAAGAAACUCUACUACAAAUUUCAGAGCUUUCACCGUUCAUGAACCAUUCCUCACAAAUGGCAGCCCUUGAUUACAUGGUGUCUUUGGAGAGUGAUAUCUUUGUAGCUACAUAUGGGGGAAACAUGGCAAAAGUUGUUGAAGGGCAUAGAAGGUAUUUGGGUUAUAGAAAAACUAUCAACUUAGACAGACAAGUACUGGUAAAGUUAAUAGAUCAAUACAAAAAUGGUUCAUUGUGUUGGGAUGAAUUGUCACGUAAUGUGAAGCUCGUUCAUAGACAUCGGAUGGGAACUCCAAAAAAGAGGCUACAAGUUCCAGAAAAACCAAAAUUAGAAGACUACUUCUAUGCUAAUCCUGAAGAAUGUUUACCUUAAUGGGAUAUGAUGAGCAAUUAUAGACAAUCCUUGGUGUCAAUGAGUUUUACUAGUAAAGUCAUGAGAUGCAGGAUGCGGGAGCCAAUUGAUUCUUCAUCGAGUAACACUAGUCCUAGCUCUUUAAUGAUCUCAUCUACGGUAUUUUUCUUUCAGACAUGUCACCUUAUUUGGACAUGAUAUCAAAAGAUGUAUACCCCUAUGUAACAUAUAUAUAUAUAUAUAUAUAGUAUACCCAAAUGUACA
Beta vulgaris subsp. vulgaris (sugar beet) is the source of this 1908-nucleotide messenger RNA. RefSeq names its product rhamnogalacturonan I rhamnosyltransferase 1. Gene Ontology annotation, cellular component: cytoplasm. The transcript is spliced from 8 exons. The record is from RefSeq and is a predicted model, not a curated record. Lineage: Eukaryota; Viridiplantae; Streptophyta; Magnoliopsida; Caryophyllales; Amaranthaceae. Bases 229 to 1665 code for a protein of 478 amino acids.